Candidozyma haemuli is the source of this 1398-nucleotide messenger RNA. RefSeq names its product cAMP-dependent protein kinase catalytic subunit (gene TPK2). Gene Ontology annotation, molecular function: ATP binding; cAMP-dependent protein kinase activity. The coding region runs from base 1 to 1398 and encodes 465 amino acids. Lineage: Eukaryota; Fungi; Ascomycota; Pichiomycetes; Serinales; Metschnikowiaceae. The transcript has a single exon. Gene Ontology annotation, biological process: peptidyl-serine phosphorylation. The record is from RefSeq and is a predicted model, not a curated record. Gene Ontology annotation, cellular component: cAMP-dependent protein kinase complex; nucleus.
AUGCCGUCGUCGAGCAUUCUCAAGAAACUCCAUUUAACUAGACUGACCCCCCAACCUCAAGGCCAAGGUAACGCCAAUCCUGGAUCAGCAGAGAUCACCGUCGACUCGUUGGACAACAUCAACUCUAUGAGUUACUACAAUCAACCUGCUCAUCCUAUUCAACCCGACCCGUCACACGCCAACGAGGCCUCACAAGGUUUUCCAUCGCUAGUACCCCAGCAGGUGCAAUCGCAGUUUCUGCCACAACAGCAGCAACCACAGGUGAAUAUUCCAUUGUACCAAUCGCAGUAUCCUCAGCAGAUGUCUGAGCCACAGCAACAGGUCGGGCAGCAACAGCAGCAGCAACAGCCUCAACAACAACAGCAAUUCGCUCUGCAACAGGAGGCCGACAACAAUGCCAUCAACUUAUCUCUUUUGCCAAGCAGAUCGACUGUAUCAAAGGGUAAGUAUGCUUUGACUGACUUUGCUAUAAUGAGGACUUUGGGAACAGGCUCCUUUGGCCGUGUUCAUCUUGUCAGAUCGGUGCACAAUGGAAGAUACUACGCUAUCAAGGUCUUGAAGAAGCAUCAAGUUGUUAAGAUGAAACAAGUGGAGCACACCAACGAUGAGAGAAGAAUGUUGAAGUUGGUCGAACAUCCAUUCUUGAUCAGGAUGUGGGGAACAUUCCAAGAUGCAAAGCAUUUAUUCAUGGUUAUGGACUAUAUUGAAGGUGGUGAAUUGUUCUCGCUUUUGAGGAAGUCUCAGCGCUUUCCAAACCCAGUUGCAAAGUUUUAUGCCGCAGAGGUUGUUUUAGCGUUGGAGUACUUACAUUCUCAUGACAUCAUCUAUCGUGACUUGAAACCUGAAAACAUUCUUUUGGACAGGAACGGACAUAUUAAGAUUACCGACUUUGGUUUCGCAAAAGAGGUCUCGACAGUUACUUGGACAUUGUGUGGAACUCCAGACUAUAUUGCGCCUGAAGUCAUCACAACUAAACCAUACAACAAGUCUGUCGAUUGGUGGUCAUUGGGUGUUUUAAUCUUUGAAAUGUUAGCUGGCUACACUCCCUUCUACGAUUCCACCCCCAUGAAGACAUAUGAAAAGAUUCUUUCCGGAAAAAUUCAUUUUCCAAGUUUCUUUAAUCAUGAUGUCGUGGAUUUGCUUUCCAGACUCAUCACGGCCGACUUAUCCUAUAGACUAGGGAACUUGUUGAAUGGUCCUGCUGAUAUUAGAAACCACCCAUGGUUCUCUGAAGUUGUUUGGGAAAAGUUGUUAGCAAAAGAUAUUGAAACACCUUACGAGCCACCAAUUACAGCAGGAACAGGAGACUCUUCGCUCUUUGAUCAUUACCCCGAAGAACAGUUGGACUAUGGUUGUGUUGGAGAAGACAACUAUAAAGAAUUAUUCACAGAUUUCUAA